AUAGUGGGCGGAAACGACUAUCGGCAGCCACUGUGUGUUCGCACUUCCUCCACCGCGUAUUGCACCGCAUGUUGUUGAGGUUAUUCUGAUCUGGGUUUGGUUUUCGUUUUCAAGAAAUUUGUCGAUCUUAAACACUUGUCAUUAUGAAAGUGGCCGUUCCACCCAAGAAAGUUAAGAGUGCUCUGAGCAAAGUCUCCAAAAACAAAGUGUCAAAGAAACGAGAAAAGGAUGGGCUGGGAAAGAAAAAGGGAGCUGUCUUGGCAUUAGCUGAAGAGUCCCUCACAACUCCUGAAAAGAAAAUCAUCGCAAAGUCUUUAAAGAUGAAGAAGCCUGCUGAACCAGCUAAAGCUUCAGAAAACUAUGAAGCAAAGUCUUCACUUGUUUCUAAAUCCCCGAAGAAACCGACUGGUGUGUCAAAGUCGCCUGUUGUGGCAAAGCCUCGGCGCUCCAAGAAGAAGAAUGUUGCUGCCUCCGUAUCACCGAAGAAAGGGACUGUUCCUAAAUCAAAUGGUGCCAACUCCCCUGUUGCGACUAAAUCACUGAAGAAAGCAAAUGUUGUUGCAAAAUCUCCUGUUGUCAAGUCUGUGAAGACUAGUAAGAAACAGAAGAUGAACGUUGUGCCUAAAUCUGAAGAGAUGAAGAAUGAGAACUCCCCUGCUGUGGAUGUUGUCCCAAUGUCCGCUGUUGCCACUGUAAGGAAAAACAAUAAACAGAAGGACAAACUUUCAAUGACGAGCCCUAAAGAAAAGGUUCUCCUUGCGGGGAAACAGAAAAGGAAAGCUGUAGCUGAAUCACCAGGAAUAAAGGAAAAGAGUGCCGAAAAUGUUGCAGUUAAAUCCCUGAAAAUUUCAAAGAAAACACCCGGGUCACUGGUACAAAAGAAAACUAGGGGCAGGAAACGGAAGCAGAAUGUUGUCGCUGUAUCUUCAAUUAUCCGUACCAAAAAGUUACGCUUAAAGAAGAAAACACACUCGAAGCUUGUGGCAGACUCUUCAGUGGAAUUGAAAUCAGAACUACUUCAGGGAGUAUGUGCUAGUGCAUUGAAGUUAAUAAAUAAAACUGAUGAAGGCCAAGGAAAGAAAGAUCUAUUUGAGUCUUUAGGACAGCCUGUCUACUUUCAGUUAACACUUUUUAAAGUGCCUGAAACUCCCAAAAAGGACUUCAGAAUUCCAGUUCCUCACUCCAUUUACCCAACAGACCCUGAUGUACUCCUCAUUGUACCUGAUAUCAGGAGAGGUCGUUUCAGAGAUGUCACUUUUGCCAAAUACAUGGAGGAGUAUGAGGAAAAGCUCAGUGAUGCAGGAAUAAAAGGAGUCAAACAGAUUAUUCCCUUCACACAAUUGCGAGCUGAAAACAAUCAGUUUGAAUUGAAACGGAGACUUGUCCAUUCAUAUGAUAUAAUUGCCUGUGAUGCUCGCCUUUCUGAUCAUUGCACCCACUUCCUCGGACCAGCAUUGAAGAAAUGCAACAAACAUGUCACACCUCUGAAGGUCACAGUGGAUGAUGACUCCCAUUCUAAAAGAAGAAAUUUCCAAUUUUGUUCUGACUUGCAACAACGGUUGGACAUGGCACGCCUGAAAGCAGUUUUUACUUUAACUGGUGCAGGGACCUCAUUAGGCAUCAAUCUUGGUCAUUCCCUAUUCAGUCCAGAGCAGCUAGCAGACAAUGUCCAAGCCGUAUGGGCAUUUUUGGGAAAACAUUUGCCUGGCGGCUUAAAGAAUAUUAAGACAGCAUACCUCAAGGGUGCUAAAACAUUGCCUGUUCCAGUUUAUGCUUCACUUGUUCCUCUUAAGAAGUUGCCUGCAGUGAAACCGAAGAAAUCAGUGCAUCCAGUCGAAGAUGAGAUCAGUACUCUUCCUGGUUUCACAACCAUUGUUGACUCGUCUGGUAAUGUUAAAGUUGUUAAUCGACAGACUGCUGAAGAUCGUGAGUUCUUCAAAACUGUAUUUGAACCCAAGGAAUCCAACAAGAGAUCCAAGUCUCAACAUGGCUCUAAAUCAAAACGGAUCAAGAAAAAUGAUGACGAUAAUGAUGAUGUUGAUGAUGAUGAAGAAAAUGAUAUAUCUGAAGAUGAUGGGGAGGAUGAUUUACAAGAGAUGAUGGAUACUGCCGCUGCUGAGGAAGAAUACCUAAAGAACUGGGCUGAGUCGGCUGCUGAAAUGGAGAAGGAGCAAAAGAAUAAUCAAGGUAAAACAAAGUCCAGAAGAAAGAAUAAGAACAAGAAAGGAUCUGAAUAGCCCACUACAAACCUUUACGUGUUACUUGAUUUGCAGGGCCUGGAAAAAACGGCUUCAGAUUUGAUCGGAGUUAGCAAUGACAUUUGGGGAACUUAAGAAAAUCAAGACAGCACCAGUGUACAACCUGCAGAAAUUUGUUGUUGUCCGAUAGUUGAAGUUCCUUCAAUUAUUUGGUUGUUCCUUUCUUUAUCAUUAUUAUUUUAAAUCAACAUAAUAGACUUUCUUCUGUGAUUUGAUACAAAUUAAAUUUGUAAUUUGUAGUUGAGGUAUUGUUGACAGAUACAUUGUUUUCUAUCUUGUAUUGUAGCAAUCAAUAUCAAUGGCAAUUGAUAAACAUGAACAAGUUUUGAAA
Molecule: messenger RNA, 2589 nt
Organism: Thrips palmi
Lineage: Eukaryota; Metazoa; Arthropoda; Insecta; Thysanoptera; Thripidae
Product: ribosomal L1 domain-containing protein CG13096-like
Exons: 10
Coding region: 144-2237 (697 amino acids)
Source: RefSeq, a predicted model, not a curated record